UCAUUUACACUUUGAAAUUAAUGUUUAAAUAUAUUUUAAUUAAAUUGCUAAUCAUGUGCGCCAUAGUCGUAGUCUUGUAGUCUUAAGUAAGUAAACAAUCACAAGCGCCAGCUACAUAAAGUGAAUAAUUAGAAAUUUAUUUAAAUGAUAAACCUCCUAUUGUUUAAAAUCUUACAUUAUUAUGGCAAAAAUUUGUUGCAUAUGUGGAAAAAUCGAAUGUUCGUACAAAUGUCCUAUCUGUGAAAGACCUUAUUGUUCCAUAGAUUGCUAUAAGGAACAUAAAGCAAAUGGCUGUCAACCAGUGGUACAAGAAAACAAGGUUACAGAAAACACACAAAAUAGCUUCAAAUAUGAAUUUCCAACAGAGGACACAGUUCCCCUUGAAAAACUAAAUCAGUUACGUCAUAGCGAAGAAGUAAAAGAUUGUUUAAAGAAUCAACAUGUACGAAAUAUAAUGCAUGCCAUUUUAACUGAUAAAUGUCCAACAAAAGUCAUUGCUUUAGCUAUGACUGAGCCCAUAUUUACAGAGCUGGCAGAUGCAUGUUUGAAAGUUAUUGAAUCUUGAGAUAUUUUUUUCCUACAAUAUUGUUUGCUUACUUUGAGCUGUUCGAAAAUCAGCAAAAUUCCAAAUAAAUUCACCAAUAAAAAAUCCUUCGUUUCUCAAUUGAUCGAAGGCUAUAAAAUGUUUAGACAAUACUUCCUUCUGAUAUUCUUCACUCCAUACAUAUUCAGGUAGCUAGAAAAUAAUAAUUAUUUUUAACAAAUGUAGAUUUCGGGUUAGAAAAAUUUUUUUAAUCCAGGUUUUUUUAACUCGCCUCAUGUAAUCCAGGCAUAGUGUCAGCUCCGUAUUCAGCCAUAAGCACAGGCUUAUUAUAUUUUCUAUGCCAUGCUUCAGCCUCUCCUAUAACUCUACUUGUUAUUGCAUCAAGACGGCCUGGAUUAUUAUACCAAGCGUUAUAACGAUUAAAGCUAAUCACGUCAAGAUAUUCGCCUGCUUUAUCUUCCUAUAAAAUAAUCGUCUGAUGUUUAUUAAUACAUAUUUUUUAUUUUAUCAAGCUAAAUAAAAUUUUUAGAAAUAUAUUUAA
Frieseomelitta varia is the source of this 1085-nucleotide messenger RNA. RefSeq names its product zinc finger HIT domain-containing protein 3. NCBI's taxonomy places the organism in Eukaryota, Metazoa, Arthropoda, Insecta, Hymenoptera, Apidae. Gene Ontology annotation, molecular function: protein binding. The coding region runs from base 182 to 565 and encodes 127 amino acids. The transcript is spliced from 3 exons. The record is from RefSeq and is a predicted model, not a curated record.